Messenger RNA from Dunckerocampus dactyliophorus (ringed pipefish), 2476 nucleotides. It is a transcript of the gene spag1a, whose product is annotated as sperm associated antigen 1a. Lineage: Eukaryota; Metazoa; Chordata; Actinopteri; Syngnathiformes; Syngnathidae. The transcript has 8 exons. The record is from RefSeq and is a predicted model, not a curated record. The coding region runs from base 27 to 1325 and encodes 432 amino acids. Gene Ontology annotation, cellular component: cytosol. Gene Ontology annotation, molecular function: protein binding. Gene Ontology annotation, biological process: axonemal dynein complex assembly.
AUAGCUGUUGCCCCUCCUCCAACACAAUGACGCGUCAUGCUGGGGGGGCGUGUCCUAACAGAAACCCCCAUCCCGAUGGAGCUGCUGUGGCUUUGAAAGCAGGAGAGGCUGGCCGGGGGGGAGGAAGCGUCGGGACACACUGCAGAGGCAGUGCGGCGAUGGGGAACACGCAGGAGAAACCUCCCAGCAGUGGGGGAGGAGGAUCCAGACCAGAUCGGGCUAGGGAGACUGGGAGCGGAUGCACAGCAGGGAAGGAUCUGUGCGCUUCGGGCAAGGGAGUGGCCAACGGGACUGGGAGGACCCCCGUCCGGGGGGCAGAGGAGCCCGGCUGCCCCGCGGUCGACACGAGUUACCCGGACACCCCUGCUGGGUCCCUACCCCCCCACCUGGCACGGAUCAAGAGCGAUGGCAACCACCUCUUCAAGCACGGCCAGUUUGGGGAGGCCUUGGACAAGUACAGCCGGGCUAUUGAAGCUUGUGCAGAAGCAGGCGUCGGCAGUCCGGAGGACUUGUGCAUCCUCUACUCCAACAGGGCCGCCUGCUACUUGAAGGACGGCAACAGCGGUGACUGCAUCCAGGACUGCAGUAGGGCCUUGGAUCUGCAGCCUUACUCCUUGAAGCCACUGCUGCGCAGGGCCAUGGCCUACGAGUCACUGGAGCGCUACAGGAAGGCCUAUGUGGACUAUAAGACGGUGCUGCAGAUAGACCCCGGGGUGCAGGCGGCCCACGACAGCGUGCACAGGAUCACCAAGAUGCUCAUCGAGCAGGACGGGCCCGCGUGGAGGGAGAAGCUUCCGGAGAUUCCUGUGGUGCCGCUGACGGUGCAGCAGCGACAUCGGGAGAAGCCCGUCAGCGUGGAGCAGGCCCGGGCACGAGCGGCCAGGGCGGCACGGGAAGAAGCCAGACGAAAAGAGGCCCGCGUCAGUCUCCUCAAACAGGAAGGCAACGACCUGGUCAAGAGGGGUCACUUCAUUGAGGCUCUGCACAAAUACUCCCAAUGCAUCGCCAUCAAACAGGACGAAUGCGCCCUCUACACAAACAGAACCAUUUGUCUGCUGAAGCUGAGUCGCUUCGAGGAGGCCAAACAGGACUGUGACGCAGCUCUCCUCCUGGAGCCCACCAACAAAAAGGCCUUCUACAGACGAGCACUGGCUCAUAAGGGUCUCCAGGACUACCUGUCGGCCAGCAGUGACCUCCAGGAGGUCCUACAGCUGGACCCCAACGUCAGAGAGGCUGAGGAGGAGCUUCUGUUGGUCACCAGCCUGCUGAGACAGAGCCUCAUGGAGGAUGGCGCAGCUCACACGUCCAGGACCCUCCAGGUGUGAUGGAGGCUCCUCCAGGAGGAUUUUGGAGAUGAUAGCUUUGCUGUGGAGCGUUCCAAAAAAUCCCUUCUUUCAAGCUGGAGAGGUUUACAGCUCAGAAAGCACAAGGUCAAGUGGGGGGGAAAAACAAAACAAAAAAGUGGUUUGAUUGUGCCUUACUGAGAUUUCAACCACUCCUACGAUGCAACAGGCUGAGAAGGUGCAUGUUGGAAAAGCAGCAUAAAGUCUGGCUUCUCAUCCCAGCACUGCAGAUCCACCUUAUUUAUUCAUGUCAUCAUGAUACAAAUUGUGCUAUAAACAGAUUCUGUUGUAUAGAAAGUCGCCCGUCCCCUCAGAAACUUCACAACGUGCCACAGCAGUGUUCAUCUCCUCAGUUGGCUUGAGCGUAUUUCACGUGUACGCCUUAAACAGCUACGUGCACAUUUUAUCAAUUACCAAAGCAGACAGACUUGAUUUGAGAAUUUUAUUAUUUCAAAGAUAUGCAUUUGGAUGCACGUUACAAAGCCAGUAAUUAGUAAGUAUAUGCUUUUUUUGUGUGACCAAGUUAGAAAAUGGAAAAAAAGGCCUGGCACCAGUGUUUCAGAAUCAUAUAUGCAAGUCUAAUUAAAAAACAAACAAAAAAAAAGUCAUCCUCUUGUAGCAUUCAUAGGCUUAAAAGGUUUCUUUUAGAGGAUCCAUAAGAGGAAAUCCUUGCAAAGUAUUUUCCCCAAAAGGCACUUAGGAGGGGCAAACAAUUAUUAGCAUUUAUAACAUUUGCAAGCAAACAAAAUGGGUGUAAUAGUAAAAAAGGUGUGACAUUUGGGUAUUUCCAAAGGGAGACUCAAAGCUAAAUAAUUAACAUGACUGUAAAAGACACCAGUUUUGCAUGUUUUUCUUGGCUAAAAAGUUAUACAAUGGCUACUCUGCUUGUUUCAACUUUGGUCAGUCAAAGACAAUUAAAACAAAUACUUUAAAAGCAACUCUGUGCUUUCUUUAAUGGGUUCUUGCAUAGGUUCAAACCGAAAAUGUGUUUUAGCUGGCCCAAAUUGUCAGGCUCAUUAAAAAGCAACAAUGAAAAUAAAGGCAGCAUGUCAGAUCUUGGGAGUCCUUGUGACAUUGGAUUUAAAAUAAAAAAAAAAAAAGAAGUUUGGACCCAACACAGGACUGCAACAUGG